This is a messenger RNA of Pocillopora meandrina, 3792 nucleotides long. The record is from the annotation of a GenBank genome assembly. Lineage: Eukaryota; Metazoa; Cnidaria; Anthozoa; Scleractinia; Pocilloporidae.
AUCUCAUUCGGCUCGAGUUUCCCUGUUCCACAGCAAACCCCGCCUACAAAACACCCUGAAUAAUAGCCGAAAUGUCUUGCUAAUGGGCCGGAGGCCUUUCCCUGAGUGUUUAUAUCCCCCUUGCUUUCUCUUAUUAUCGGAAAUGAUUAGAAACUGUGCUUUAUUCGAGAGAGGCUCGACUAGGCAGCCACUAGGAUUCGCGUUUUGAGCCCGAAGCCUUGGUGUGGGAGUCAGAUUUGAAUGAACAUCGACCCGCGGUUUCCGGUUGGAUUUGUGAGAAUUCUAUAGGGACAUGUGGGCCGUGAAACAUUGUUAAUAGCUUCUGUUGACGGAUGGGCGCGAGAUGAAUUUCCCAGACAAGAAUUAUCUCGAUUUAUUAUGUUGUGGUGGUGUGGGCAAAGGUUCGCAUCUUUCCUGGAGAAUGGCAAGUUUCGCUCAUGUUGGUGUUGUCAGAGAACGAAACUGCUGAAAAAUGCCAAAAUCGUUCUUGAUUAAAAAGGGAAAAGAAUAUGGAAACCUGUCCUCCAACGCUGACUUCCAAGAACACCCGACAGUUACCGAAGGUGAGCCUGAACGACACGUUUUUUCCUGGUUUCAAAAAUAUCCUAAUUACGGUGGCAAUUUAUAUUUUUGUUAAAAAAAAUUGUUGUAAACUUUUGAAUUUUAUUUUCAUGUUUCGUUUUGCGCCGUGGCCUGGCAGAGAAAUUUGUUGAUUGUAUUCUCAUGGGUAACACCUGUUGGGUCUUUUUUCGCUCGCUUACCUUUUUAGGAGCCACAAGCGAGUCGGGAAAGGCAUCGACCUCACAGCCCCCGCAACAUAACAAGUUGAAACGCCGUGAAAACGGUAGAAAAACGAACGAACUCGGCGAAGAAGACGCCAAAGAAGUGAGUGUAGAUGAAAAUGGGAAUUGUAUUGAAGAUAUAAGCGUUGCUCGGGCAGAUCGCCGUCACAGAGGCGCUGAAAGCUCCAGUGGUGGUCGAAGUCGGUAUGUUUGUGCCGAAUGUGGUAAAUCGUACGCUACAUCUUCGAAUCUCUCCCGGCAUAAACAGACUCACAGAAGCUUGGACAGUAAGCUCGCUAAGCGCUGCGAGCACUGUGGUAAGGCUUACGUCUCCAUGCCAGCCUUAGCCAUGCAUGUUCUGACGCACAAGCUUCUUCACAAAUGUGACGUGUGCGGAAAAGCGUUUAGCCGACCAUGGCUUCUACAGGGACAUAUGAGGUCGCACACUGGCGAGAGACCGUUCCUGUGCCCGGAAUGCAACAAAGCGUUCGCAGAUCGUUCUAAUCUCAGAGCUCAUAUGCAAACACACUCCCCGCUCAAGCAAUUCAAAUGCGAGCGGUGCGAUCGAACCUUCGCUCUGAAGUCCUACCUUAAUAAACACGCCGAAUCAGCCUGUGCUCGCGAAGUCACAACAAGCAAAGAUUGAAUGAAAAACCGCCUACACAAUUCUUCAUUCUAGAAACAGAAGCGGAUAAAAGUUUGAGCAAAAUCCAGGGAAAGAUAGGUGGUUAAAGUAUCUUUAUGUUCGUGUAAUGUUGUCGGUCGCAUAACCUGUAGAGCUCUUAUCAAGAAAUUUAAAAGAUGUCAAUUGUAAAAUGCAGUGCAGAGAAGACGAUGUAAAAUUCGUUGAAAAUGUUUAUCGUAUCAAAUUUAUCUCAGGACACAGGAUGAAUUUGUUAUGUCAAUCUACUGAAACGUCUCAUUCGAGAGGCGAUCAACAAAAAUUAUUAAGAGAUUGAAGUUCUUUCCGAGAAAGAAAAAUAUAUUGGCUGUCACUCGCAGUGGUAUUUAUCUUAAGCGACAGCAAAAAAUACGAGUAUUUGCAUUCGAUGUUCCCAAGCAAAUGAUUAGACUCCGCAUAAGGAUAUGAUUUUGGGUGAUCGAGAAGUUUUGUUUAUCUGUUAUACCACCAAGAGUUCGAUUUCAUUUGAAAUCUCACGGAAGAUGUAAACUUAAAAAUAUCUCUAUGGGAAAUGUUCAGUAUGGCAAGACGGCUUAAUCUUGUUUCGCUUACAAGUUAAAUUCAUUUUUUUGAUCUCAUGAAACCUGAGGGUAUUUGGCCCUUUUUUCAGCGUUAAAUUCGUUGUUAAUUUUCGACUUGUUGGUUCAGUUGUGUUUUGCAUUCAUUUUUCUGACAUUUUUAAUAUUAAUAAGGGGCCAUUUCCUCAUUCUCGUUUAAAUAUGUAAUCCGACUUUGUCGGUCAGUUUCCCGAUUUUAAAACUUCGCCGGAGAAUUUAGCACAAAAAUCAUAAUAUUUAUGGAGAAAAAAUUUUAAUUUUUACAUUUGCUACACUGCAGGGCAGUUUGGUUGCUGAGUUUCUUAAAUUAAAAUUUAUAAUUUAUUCUUUCGCUAAAAACCACGUCUUUUGAAUUAAGUAAUUGUAUUGAGAGCGAAAUAGAAGAGCUUUGGGGUAUGGUGUUCUAGGGAUUUUCAUUACAGUUGGGUUUCACAAAUAAUUAAAUAGAAUUUUUAAUUUUCUCGCAAUUGAGAGAAAUUGAGUAAGGCGCAUGAGAGAAUGUUUGUGCUUUGAAUUGUAAUUUGGUUAUCUUAAAGAGGCAGCUUCUGAACGGAAAAAGAAAGAAUGAUCCGUAUUGGUUUUCAGUUUAAUUUUUUCAUUUGCGCCGUGGCUGUACGAUACUCAGCCAUCAAAUUAUGUUUCACUCAAUUUCUCUCGAUAACAAUCAGGUUUCAACUAAGAAGUGUUCAAUGUUUUUCCCAGGUAUCUUAUAUUAAGAGAGUUAUUCGCGUCAAAAAAAACUUGGAUGCUGGUUGAAAGCGGAAUAUUCAGUGACCUAUGCGACUAAUUGCAGUCUUUCUGUGAUUAACACACUUGGCGUUGAUAUAUGAAAUUGGAAGACAAAUUAACGUUUCGCAAACGUUUUAAAAUGACUUUUGUUUAGCUAUGGUUUUAGCGAUUUGAUCUAGGGGUUUCCUUGCUUUGAGGUUCUUAAUGCACAUCGAUUCGUGUAUUCUUAAGUUAUUGAUGCGCAAAAGCUUUUUGCUUGUAAAUAUUCAAAAGGUUUUGUUCUGUUCGCUGAAUUAUAUUGCUAUGUAAAAUUAAUUGUACAUAUAUUGUGUAAAAAGUUUUCUUUGGAAAAUGGAAUUCUAACUCUGAUUCUUGAUCAGAAUCAGAUUUCUCUUCAAAAUCGUAAGAGAUAAUGGGACAUGCAGGUCAUGAGAAUUGAGGUACUGAUUACUAAAAAAAUGUGUUGUUAUGACCUAUUAGAAUACAUGAAUUGAGAGCUUUGAGGAUAAUUUGUAUAUAAAUGUCGAUAUCAAGGCUCCAGGGGGUUAAAAUACGUAGUUAUCGCGCUGUUGGUCGGGCGAUAUCGGAAGACUUCAUGAUGAUAUACAGAUCCUGCAUUUAUCUGCUUCUCAGAUAAUAUCUGCGUACACACGAAAUUUUCCACAGCAUUGUUAAUAUUUCAGCUUGUAUAUUUUGAAUAGUGGAUUAUUGUAACACAUACUCACGUGCUAGCUGUUAGCUGUUUUAAAUUCUCUAUUUUGGGAUAUCGAAAAAUAAUGUACUAUAUUUGUGCUUUGCGUUAAACCCCGUGUUUCACUUUUCGUGAAAUGACCUUCUCAUUUCGUUACAAGAAAUGGCAUGUAACUUAGCAGUAGUAGGAAAAGCAGCAGGACUGUGAAACGAACAAGGAGGGUGGUACUGAAAUGUACUUCAGUUUUACUGAAGAACCUCUUCUGUCACUCGUCACAGGUCAAGGACCUAUCACGCUGGUAAUCUGUAAUCAUUGAAAGUGUUGUGUCAAUAAAGAGAGGCCUUUGAAUUG